Messenger RNA from Colletotrichum acutatum, 829 nucleotides. RefSeq lists its product as uncharacterized. The coding region runs from base 291 to 746 and encodes 151 amino acids. NCBI's taxonomy places the organism in Eukaryota, Fungi, Ascomycota, Sordariomycetes, Glomerellales, Glomerellaceae. The transcript has a single exon. The record is from RefSeq and is a predicted model, not a curated record.
CAGCACCAUUUCCAUCCACCUGGCACCUGCAGCCCAUGAUGUCAGCAAAGUAAUUGUAAUUCACGCCGUCUAGAACUUCACUAGCGGGCCGCAACUCGCAUAAAAUAAUGGUGGCGUUCAGAGCACGCAUAGCCGCCCAAGCAAAGCCAACUUUGGCUAAGUAAGGCUUACCUAGCGAAGCGAGUUCGCGCGAGAUCCCCUCGAUCUUUCCAGUCUUUCUUGGGAGCUUCCGGGGCUAGCUCGGUGUGCCGAGCUAAGGCAAGAAAGCAUUGGAUAGCGCGUGGGUUGUGAUGUGUAAGGUACGGUACCCUCUUGGGAUGCUCUUCUUCCUUUUCGCUCCACCAAAACGUUGCUCAUCCUACGCCGGGGUAACGGAGUUGAUGCAUCCCAUGGGCCGGAGCCCAGUCCGGCUCACCGCUAGGCCCCAUGCACCGUUUCCGAAAGGGGCAUUAGAGGCAAGUUGGCAAGGUCCAAAAGAGACCUGCAUUCAAAAGUCUCUGAUUGCCCCCCAAUCAUGUUUGCCGCCGAUCUCAAUUGAGUUGUUGGAGCGGAGCUAUUACACGCAGACACACGGCAGAGAAAACUUGAUGAGUGUGGAAGAAAGAGAGAGCGAAAGAAGAAGAACAGCCCCCAGCCCAAGUCUCAACUCGUUCUACGUUCGUCUUAGCGGCAGCCCCAACCGAACGCCAUCGAUGUCAAGACAUUGCGAUCCCCGCCCCAUGUUUGCCGGUCCUGUCUCCACAUGAGCUUACGGAUAGGCCCAAAACAUGCAAACAAUGGGCAAGGGUGUGGACGAGAGAAGGUCCAAGUAGAAGAAGCUUAUGCAGAA